AUGGUGGGCUUCGGGGCCAACCGGCGGGCCGGCCGCCUGCCCUCCUUCGUGCUGGUGGUGCUGCUGGUGGUGAUCGCGAUCCUCGCCUUCAACUACUGGAGCAUCUCCUCGCGCCACGUCCUGCUCCAGGAGGAGGUGGCCGAGCUGCAGGGCCAGGUCCAGCGCACCGAGGUGGCCCGCGGGCGCCUGGAGAAGCGCAAUUCAGACCUCCUGCUGUUGGUGGACUCGCACAAGAAGCAGAUUGACCAGAAGGAGGCCGACUACGGUCGCCUCAGCAGCCGGCUGCAGGCCAGGGAGGGCCUGGGGAAGAGAUGCGAGGAUGACAAGGUUAAACUACAGAGCAACAUAUCAUAUCAGAUGGCAGACAUACAUCAUUUAAAGGAACAACUUGCUGAGCUUCGACAGGAGUUUCUUCGGCAAGAAGACCAGCUUCAGGACUAUCGGAAGAACAAUACUUACCUGGUGAAGAGGUUAGAAUAUGAGAGUUUUCAGUGUGGACAACAAAUCAAGGAAUUAAGAGCACAGCAUGAAGAGAAUAUUAAAAAGUUAGCAGACCAGUUUUUGCAGGAACAAAAGCAAGAGGCCCACAAAUUGGAAUUAAAAGAUGAAAAUGAAUUGGGUAUAAACAAUCAUGCAGUACCUAAAAAUGUUCCAAAAGUAGGUGAGAAGGCUGAAGAGAAGAAUGAAGAGCCCUCAAGCCACCAUAUUGCACAUGGGAAAGAGCAAAUCAAACCAGGUGGUGAUGCAGGAAUGCCUGGAAUAGAGGAGAACGACCUUGCAAAAGUUGAAGACAUUCCCAUUGUUUUAAAGAAACCCCCAAUUUCUAUUUCUCAAUAUGGUAGUCAUCAAGCAAUCUCCCAUCGUCCAACUGGACAACCUCUCUCCCCUAAUAUUGUUCCAGAUUCUCAUGUAAAUCAUAAUGGAAACCCUGGAACUUCAAAACAGAAUCCUCCCAAUCUUCUUCAGCGUUUAAUUCCAGGCCCAAACUUGGAGAGUGAAUCCAGAAUUCAAGGUGAUAUACUAAAGCAGGAUACCAAGGAUAGAGCCGGUGAUUUCCAUAAGUUAAAGCAAAGCCGAUUCUUUGAUGAGAAUGAAUCCCCUGUUGAUCCGCAACAUGGCUCUAAACUGGCGGAUUAUAAUGGGGAUGAUGGUAACGUAGGUGAGUAUGAGGCAGACAAGCAGGCUGAGCUGGCUUACAAUGAGGAAGAAGAUGGUGAUGGUGGAGAGGAAGACGUCCAAGAUGAUGAAGAACGAGAACUUCAAAUGGAUCCUGCAGACUAUGGAAAACGUUUAAAUGAUGUCCUUUAA
Molecule: messenger RNA, 1308 nt
Organism: Pipistrellus nathusii (Nathusius's pipistrelle)
Lineage: Eukaryota; Metazoa; Chordata; Mammalia; Chiroptera; Vespertilionidae
Source: the annotation of a GenBank genome assembly